GUCCUUGAUGUCCCCAUGUCCCGCUGUCGCUCCGCGGUCCCGCAGCUCCGGCGCGCCCGGGCUGCUGCCCACACCCAACAUGGCCGCCGUGCCGCCGCCGCGCUGGCCCCUGCCGGCCGCCGUAGCCCGCGCUUCCUCUCCAAGAUGGCGGCGCCCAGUGGGAGGAGCGGCCGGAGCUCGUGGGCCGCGCUGGUACCCGCAGCCCUGCUGUGCCUGGCGGCCCGAGCGGCCGCAGGACCGGGCACGGCCCCGGGCGCGGCCCCGAGCACGGCCGGGUUCGACGUGCGGCCCGGCGGGGAGGUUCAUUCCUUCUCCCGGGGCCUGGGGGAUUUCAGCUGCACCUUCACCUACUCAGCCCAGGGCGGCACAAACGAGCAGUGGCAGAUGAACGUCGCAGUGAGCGAGGACAGCAACGGGCUCUUCUCCUGCUCCAUCUGGAGGCCCCAAGGGAAGUCUUAUCUCUUCUUUACCCAGUUUAAAGCUGAAGUGAAAGGAGCCAAGAUAGAGCAUGCCAUGGCUUAUUCUCAGGCUGCUGUGGGUGCCCAGAGCGACGUCCCCUUAAAACAGGAGGAGUUUGAAGUCACUGAAACAGCAGUGUCUCACAGGGAAGGCAAGUUCCGCUUCGAGCUGUCCAAACUCGAGAUCGUAGCAAAACCCGCCCGUGACGAGCUGUGAGCCCGAGGCCGGCCCGGGCAGGGGCUGGGCAGGGCAGCGUGGCAGGGAAGGGAUUUCCUGCAGGGUUUUUCUUUUGGCUGGCCCAACCUUUUGUGUUUUCCAUCCUGAAAUGUGCUGGGGACGCGCGGGGGGCUCGGAGGUGCUGUGCCUGUGUCAGUGACAGCUCUGCAGCUGGAAACCCCCGGGGCUCCCCCUCCUCCUGUGCCCUGCCCGGGCUGCUGGGCAGGGCUGAGCUCCCUGCACAGGGCUCCUUAUCUGCCUGGAAGAGCAGUGCAGGGAGAUAAGGGCUGAGUUAAGCAGGGCUGCCUGAAGGGAAGCUGUUAACUCUGUAGUCUCUGGAGGGGAGAUGGGAUUUCUCUCUCCACCAGCGUGACAGAAGGAAAUAAUUCGUUUAGGGGGAGGGAGGGAGUUGCCAAAGCUCUGAUUCCAUGGCCAGUGAGUGGCUGGGGUGGACCCAGAGCUGGGCUGGGGGAAGGCAGAGCAGCUUAACCUGACACGACCAGGAAUCAACCCAGGUAACACUUCCACGUCUCACCACAACCACGGGACUAUUUUAUACCUACAGAAAAGUGAUUUUUUUCUUAUCCAGAGUAAUAACAGGGAAUGUGCAAUUCCUUUCCUGUGUAAAUACAGCACAAAUAAAGAAAUAAAGCAUCGUG
This is a messenger RNA of Prinia subflava (tawny-flanked prinia), 1334 nucleotides long. RefSeq names its product myeloid derived growth factor (gene MYDGF). The record is from RefSeq and is a predicted model, not a curated record. Gene Ontology annotation, biological process: positive regulation of endothelial cell proliferation; positive regulation of angiogenesis. Lineage: Eukaryota; Metazoa; Chordata; Aves; Passeriformes; Cisticolidae. The transcript has 6 exons. Bases 16 to 675 code for a protein of 219 amino acids.